AUGCCUGAAUGCAUCACCUCCCAGAACUCCAUGCCAAGGUGUGAGAAGGGGAAGUUCCAGCAGCCAAAGGAGAUUUCUCCUGAACUGGAAGAGCAAAUCAGUGGUUUCUCCCAGAAAACUAUUGUGCUAUCAGAGACUUUGAGGAAGUUCAAAGCGAAUGUGACUCUGGAUCCAGACAUGGCUCAUCCCAUCCUCAUCCUGUCUGCCAAUCGGAAAAGUGUGAGAUGGGGAGACACAUGGCAGGAUCUGCCCAACACCCCUGAGAGAUUUGACACUGAGCUCUGUGUGCUGGGCUGUGAGGGAUUCACCUCGGGGAGACAUUGCUGGGAGGUGGAGGUGGGGGCCGGGCAAUACUGGUCUGUGGGGGUGGCCAGAGAGUCUGUGGGGAGGAAGGGAGAGAUCAGCCAUAGCCCUGAGGGGGGGAUCUGGGCUGUGGGGUGGUGCUGGGGGGGUCAGUUCCGGGCUCUCACCUCCCCUGUGACCCCCCUGCCCCUGAGCCGGGUCCCCAGCAGGAUCCGGGUUUGUCUGGACUGUGACCGGGGGCAGGUGACAUUUAUCGAUGCUGGUGACGAGGCCCCGAUCUUCACUUUCCCGCCGGGCUCCGUCCCUGGGGAGAGAAUCCAACCCUGGCUCUGGGUGGAGCCGGGAUCCCAGCUCCGACUGUGUCCCUGAGGCCAUGUCUACAUCU
This is a messenger RNA of Gopherus evgoodei (Goodes thornscrub tortoise), 688 nucleotides long. Its product is annotated as E3 ubiquitin-protein ligase TRIM39-like. Gene Ontology annotation, molecular function: protein binding. The transcript is spliced from 3 exons. The record is from RefSeq and is a predicted model, not a curated record. Bases 1 to 672 code for a protein of 223 amino acids. Lineage: Eukaryota; Metazoa; Chordata; Testudines; Testudinidae.